AUGUCUAUUGCUAAAAAAAGGUUAGCACAAGAAAGAGCAGAAUGGAGAAAAGACCAUCCUGCUGGAUUCUCAGCAAAAUAUAGUCCCAUGAGUGAUGGUAAGGGACUAGAUAUUAUGAAAUGGAUAUGUAAAAUACCAGGGAAAAAGGGAGGUUUAUGGGAAGGUGGAGAAUUUCCAAUUACUAUGGAAUUUACUGAUGAUUAUCCAAGUAAACCACCUAAAUGCAAAUUUACUACAGUUUUAUUUCACCCAAAUAUUUAUCCAUCAGGAACUGUAUGUUUAUCAAUCUUAAAUGAGGAUGAAGAUUGGAAACCUUCAAUCACUAUUAAACAAAUUCUUUUGGGAAUACAAGAUUUGCUUGAUAACCCUAACCCCAAUUCUCCUGCACAAGCGGAACCAUUUUUAUUAUAUCAACAAGAUAGAGAUUCAUAUGAAAAAAAAGUAAAAAAACAAGCAAUGGAGUUUAGGCCAAAGGAUUAA
Messenger RNA from Plasmodium vinckei vinckei, 480 nucleotides. RefSeq names its product SUMO-conjugating enzyme UBC9, putative. The coding region runs from base 1 to 480 and encodes 159 amino acids. Lineage: Eukaryota; Apicomplexa; Aconoidasida; Haemosporida; Plasmodiidae. Gene Ontology annotation, biological process: protein sumoylation. The record is from RefSeq and is a predicted model, not a curated record. Gene Ontology annotation, molecular function: SUMO conjugating enzyme activity. The transcript is spliced from 4 exons. Gene Ontology annotation, cellular component: nucleus.